AUGCGAAGGAAAAGUACAAUAACGACAGAAGAAAUCCAAUUGACUAAUCUCACCGAAACCAGAAGUCUUGAAAGACCACUCACCGCUUCUUCGAUUGUCAUAUCCGAAUUUCAACCCACUGUUAGCAUCGAACCCGAAAAUCAAGAUGAAGCAUUCCCAGAUGGAGGAUUUAAAGCAUACAGCGUAGUCCUUGGAUCUUUUAUCGGACUAGUAGCUAAUUUCGGAACAUUAAAUUCAAUAGGUGCAAUCCAAGCCUAUGUCGCGACACAUCAACUUGAGGGAGUUAAGACAUCAACCAUAUCCUGGAUCUUUUCAAUCUAUUUAGCGGUGUCAUUUGCCAAUACGAUUUUCGUAGGUCCGUUUUUUGAUGUCAAGGGAGCAACCUGGCCCCUUGUGCUAGGUACAAUAUUGGUAUUUGGUGGAUUCAUGGCUGUUGCAAAUUCCAAGACAGUUCCACAAUUUAUAUUAUCUUUAUCUAUCUGUGUUGGAUUGGGAAACUCAUUGAAUAUUGCUCCAUUGGUAGGAGUAUUGAGUCAUUGGUUUAAUGUGAAAAGAGGGGCUGCAAUGGGUAUAGCAACUGUCGGGGGAUCUGUUGGCGGAAUGGUCAUUCCAUUAAUGUUGAAAGCAUUAUAUGCGAAAGUUGGCUUUGUAUGGGCUAUUCGUUGUCUUGCAUUCUUCUGUUUGGGUUGCAUGUUAUGUGCGAUAUUGCUUUGUCGAGAACGUGUUUCUCGGAAGUUGGAAAGAUAUGAUCAUGGACAAAGAUAUAAACAAAUCUAUUACCAAUUUCAACAAUUGUUUGAAUUUAAAUCAUUACUUGAUCCAAAGUAUUCCUUUUUCAUUGUCGGGAUAUUCGCUGUUGAAGUGUCUAUGAUGUCAUUGUUAACAUUCCUUGCAACUUAUGCCAUUGCUCAAGGAAUGAAAGAAUCCGAUUCAUAUGUCUUACUUACUGUAUUCAAUGCCACUGGAAUUCUCGGAAGAUUAUUACCGGGAUACGUAUCUGAUAAACUCGGUCAUUUUAACAUUAUGAUCUUAAUGCUUAUUGGAUUCAGUGCAUCACUUUUGAUAAUCUGGUUACCAUUUGGUUAUAAUUUCGGAGCCCUAUAUGCAUUUUCAGCGAUUUGUGGUUUUUUCAGUUCCUCAAUAUUGAGUCUUACCCCUGCUUGUUUGGCAGCCAUAACGCCAGUAAGCAAAUUUGGUCAACGGUAUGGGUUAAUGUACUUUUUCGUUAGUGCUGGGAACUUAUUUGGGAUUCCACUUAGUGCUGCAAUUAUCGGAGAAGGAAGCAAACAUCUGUAUGAUAUGUUUGCAGUUUAUUGUGGAGUAUUCGCAGUCGUAGGUACUUCGUGUUUGGUGGUUAGUAGAUACUACAUCGUCGGGCUUAGAAUGAACGUAAAAAUAUAG
This is a messenger RNA of Hemisphaericaspora subhashii, 1401 nucleotides long. Its product is annotated as MCT family MFS transporter. NCBI's taxonomy places the organism in Eukaryota, Fungi, Ascomycota, Pichiomycetes, Serinales, Debaryomycetaceae. The transcript has a single exon. The record is from RefSeq and is a predicted model, not a curated record. Gene Ontology annotation, molecular function: transmembrane transporter activity. Gene Ontology annotation, biological process: transmembrane transport. The coding region runs from base 1 to 1401 and encodes 466 amino acids. Gene Ontology annotation, cellular component: fungal-type vacuole membrane.